AUGGAAAGUGAGUUCAGUCCUCCAAGACGGGAGUAUACGCGGGAGGAGAUCAACCGGUGCUACCUCCGGUGGCAGCAGCUUCGAAAUGAGCACGGGGCGAAUGUGGAGUCGAUGAAGGAGUACCAGUACUACACUGCGGUGUUGCGGAUGGCUGCGAAGCAGCAGCAGCAGCGACAGGCGCAGGCGCAGGCGCAGGCUCAACAGGGGUCUCAGGGACCACAGGCGAGCUAUGGCUCGCCAAAUGGUGGUGGGAAUGGGGCUCCCAAUGGGGCUCCCAAUGGGGUUCCCAAUGGGAUGCCUACUCCAGGUAGUAAUAAUAACGCGUCAAAUGGCAUGGGCAUGGGCAUGGGCAUGGGUAUGAAUAUGAAUAUGGGUAUGAACAUGGGUGCUACAAGGAAUGGUGCUGCUGGAAUGGCGCCAUCUCCAGCAGCAGCAGCAGCAGCACCUGUUCCACCAACUCAACCAACUCAACCAGCCCAACCGGUCCAGGCAGCAGCAGCAGCAGCUGCUGCAAAUACGCCUUCCAGUACCCACUCCAACCCAGCAAAUACAGCAGCCACCGCGUCUUCGGCGUCCCGGUCUUUGUUCACCGACGAACAAUCGCUUCUCUUGAAAGCCCAGAUCCAAUCUCUCAAGAUCAUGGCCAACCACAUGGCCGUACCGCCAGAAAUCAUGAUGGUCAUCGACAGAUCGUUGACCAACCUCCCGGACUUUAAGUCCAUCUUACUUGCAUUGAGCGCUGACUUACAAGCGCAUAACAACGGUGGUGCUACUACUGGUGCUACUACUGGCACUGGCACAAGUACUAGACAGCAGCAGCAGCAGCAGCAACAACAGCAGCCACAGGCUUCUCCACCUGUACGGAAUCAGCAGGCGGCAGCAGCAGCGGCCCAGCAGGCGCAAUCGCCUCCUACCAUUCAAAGAGUUGCCAAACAGCCUGUGCAAUCUCCAGCAGCAGCAGCAGGGGCAGUGGCAGGGGCAGUGGCCGGGACGGAAAGACAAGUUCCAAUGGGAAAACAGUCUCCAAUGGCAAACCAGAUCCCAUCGGCUAGCCAAGCUCCAGCCACGCCUGUAAUAGAAACGCCAGCUCCAGCUCCAGCUCCAGCUCCAGCUCCAGCUCCAGCUCCAGCUCCAGCUCCAGCUCCAGCUCCAGCUCCAGCUCCCGCUCCCGCUCCCAUUCCCGUAAAGGACCAAGAACCUCCAAAACAAGAACCACCAGUGCUUCUUUCAACCUACAAGCAGCAGCACAAGGAUAUAGAAAAAUUCGAGGACGUCUCUUCCCCCUUCAUCAUGGCCGAUUGUUUCUCGUACCCAGAUCAAGGAAUACCCAGUUCGACCCCUCCAAUCAACUAUACAGACCUCCUAAACCAGCAGUUCCUCUCAAUAAUACCCAGUCUGCUACCAACAGGUCUAGACCCCAGAUCGGCAAUGGAGAUAUACCAAACUCUAAUAGCUCUCGAUUUGGAUACCUCGUUGGACUAUUGUCUACAACAGCUUUUGCAAAAUCCAGAUACUAAUUCCAAUUCUGAUUCAAAGACAAGGGAAAAUCUGAUCUUGGACUAUAAUGCAAUGCAACUACUGCCUUUACAAAAGGCAAUCAGAGGUUACGUGCUUUCCUUUGAGUGGUACCAAAGCACUUUGCUUACAAAUAUCCACCCCAACUUCCUAUCCAAGAACCGUAGCUUGAACAUCCAGGACGCGUUGCUGACAAGAGAACUGUUCAGAGCCAGAGAAUUACAACGGUACAAGAAGCAACAGAUGGAGAAAACUUACAAGUUGAACGCUGUCUUGGAACGCUGCAAAUCCCUGCACGACGCAAGAAUAGAUUCCAAAGCCCAACGAGUCAAGUUGGGACACAGGCUAAUUAAUUUACACGCCAAUUUGGAGAAAGAGGAACAAAAGAGAAUCGAAAGAAACGCCAAGCAACGUUUACAAGCUUUGAAGGCCAAUGAUGAAGAAGCAUAUAUUAAAUUAUUAGACCAGACCAAGGAUACAAGAAUUACACACUUGUUAAAGCAAACAAAUGCGUUCUUGGAUUCCUUGACUAAAGCAGUCAAGGAUCAACAAUCUUUCACCAAGGAUAAGAUCGAAUCUCACAUUGACACCAAGGAACUAAGCGAAGAUAUCAUCGGCGAUCGCAACCAAAAUAGCGAUUCAGAUUCGGAUUCCGACUCAGAAGAUAUGGAGCGUGAAAAGAUUGAUUAUUACGAAGUUGCUCACAAGAUUAAGGAAGAAGUGAAACAGCAACCCUCGAUCCUUGUAGGCGGUACUUUGAAAGAAUAUCAACUCAAGGGUUUACAAUGGAUGGUUUCGCUAUUCAACAACCACUUGAACGGUAUCCUAGCAGAUGAGAUGGGUCUUGGUAAGACCAUUCAAACCAUCUCUUUGCUAACGUAUUUGUACGAGAAGAAAGGUAUCCAUGGUCCAUUCUUGGUUAUCGUUCCGUUAUCUACGUUGACUAACUGGAACGCCGAGUUUGACAAAUGGGCUCCAACGCUAAGGAAAAUUGCGUUCAAGGGUCCACCAACUGAACGUAAACCGAAACAAGCCGCUAUCAAGAACCGAGAAUUUGACGUGGUGCUAACAACUUUCGAAUAUAUUAUCAAAGAGCGUCCGUUGUUAUCCAAGAUUAAAUGGGUACACACGAUCAUAGAUGAAGGUCAUAGAAUGAAGAAUGCACAAUCCAAACUUUCUUUAACGUUGAACACUUACUAUCACUCUGAUUACCGUUUAAUCUUGACCGGUACCCCAUUGCAAAAUAAUUUGCCAGAACUUUGGGCUCUAUUGAACUUUGUGCUACCAAAGAUUUUCAACUCUGUCAAAUCCUUUGAUGAAUGGUUCAAUACUCCGUUUGCCAACACUGGUGGCCAGGAUAAGAUUGCCUUAAGCGAAGAAGAGACGUUGUUGAUCAUUAGAAGAUUGCAUAAAGUGUUAAGACCUUUCUUGCUCCGUCGUUUAAAGAAGGAUGUUGAGAAGGAGUUGCCGGAUAAGGUGGAGAAAGUGCUCAAGUGUAAGAUGAGUGCUUUGCAGCAUAAGCUCUACCAACAAAUGUUGAAGCAUCGUCGUCUCUUCAUCUUUGACGACUCAACGCACCAGAAGUUCUCUAGUUCUCGUGGGUUCAACAACCAGAUCAUGCAAUUAAGAAAGAUUUGUAACCAUCCAUUUGUCUUUGAAGAAGUGGAAGACCAGCUAAACCCUACCAGAGAAACAAAUGACAAUAUCUGGAGAAGUGCCGGUAAAUUCGAAUUGUUGGAACGUAUUUUACCGAAAUUCAGGGCAACUGGCCACAGAGUAUUGAUCUUUUUCCAAAUGACCCAAGUGAUGGAUAUCAUGGAGGAUUUCUUGAGGUACUUGGACAUGAAAUACUUGAGAUUGGACGGUCAUACGAAAUCAGAUGAUCGUACCACUUUGUUGAACACGUUUAACGCUCCAGACUCUGAGUAUUUCUGUUUCCUUCUUUCGACAAGGGCCGGUGGUUUGGGUUUGAACUUGCAAACUGCAGAUACGGUUAUUAUCUUUGACACGGAUUGGAAUCCUCAUCAGGAUUUACAAGCUCAAGAUAGAGCUCACAGAAUUGGUCAAAAGAACGAAGUGCGUAUUCUUAGAUUGAUUACAGAUAACUCCGUGGAAGAGGCCAUUCUCGACAAAGCGCAUGCCAAGUUGGACAUUGAUGGUAAAGUUAUUCAAGCUGGUAAGUUCGAUAACAAAUCGACUGCCGAAGAGCAAGAGGCACUAUUGAGACAACUAUUGGAAGCGGAAGAAGAAGAGAAGAAGAGGCGUGAAUUGGGGUUGGAAGAAGACGAGCAACUUGAUGAUAAUGAGUUAAAUGAAAUCUUGGCAAGAAACGAAGAUGAACUCAAAGCGUUCCAAGAGAUAGAUGCAAAGAGAAUCAGAACUCAAAUGGAAAAUGGUAUCACUAGUAGGCUAAUGGAAAACUCGGAGUUGCCCGAAUGCUAUAAUGUUGAUAUAGAAGCCAAACUAGCGGAAGAAGAACAGCAAAAGGUUUUCGUUGGUGGUAGAGGUAACCGUGAAAGGAAAACCACUCACUAUUCAGAAGACUUGUCUGAGGAACAAUGGUUGAAACAGUUUGAAAUCAGUGACAACGAAGAUGAUGAAGGUGGUCCAAAAAGAAGAAGAACUAGAACAGCCGAUAGUGCUAAUAAUGCUAAGAGGGUUAAACUUGAAUCACCAUCCUCAUCGUCGUCGUCGACGACGACGACGAUGGCAACAGGAGCUAAUAACAACGAAGCAGAGGGCCAAGCUGAAGGUCAAGUUGACUCUUCUGCUGCCACUGGUGCUACUCCUGAUGGUGUUGCUGCCGCCGCUAAUGAAAAUACUCCAAAGCUAGAAACAGGAGAUUCCAAUGGAACUGACGUUAAGCAGCACGGCAACACUACUGGUGGUAAAACAUCUGCAAAGACGGCAAAGAAGACUAGUAAAGGUAGAAAGAAGACGUCGUCAAACACUCGUAGGAACGGCAGAAACUACCUGAGGUCAAUAGACAAGAAUGCCAAGCCUUUAAAGGAGAGGCAAGACAUUAGUAAGAAAGCCCGUGAGUUGUACGAUUAUGCGGUUUACUAUAGAAAUUCAGACGACAGAAGACUCUCUGAUAUAUUCCUUGUCAAGCCAUCUAAGAGGCUUUACCCAGACUACUACUUAUUGAUUAAGUACCCAGCCGCAUUCGAAAAUGUUAUGAAACACAUAGAAAUGAACGCCUACGAUUCGCUUAAGCAAGUGGUUGAGGAUUUCCAUUUAAUUUUUGCCAAUGCCAGGAUUUAUAACACGGAGGAUUCGAUUAUCUUUAAGGAUUCUUUGGAAUUGGAGGAUGCUGUAAUUAAAAAGUACAAAGAAAUGACAAACGAUACUGAGGAGAUGGAUUUCACAGAGUUUGAUGAAGAGUAUGCUACUCCUCCUCUAGUCCCUCCAUCUACCAUUGCAUAA
Messenger RNA from Kluyveromyces marxianus DMKU3-1042, 4941 nucleotides. It is a transcript of the gene SNF2, whose product is annotated as SWI/SNF catalytic subunit SNF2. The record is from RefSeq and is a predicted model, not a curated record. Gene Ontology annotation, biological process: positive regulation of transcription by RNA polymerase II. Lineage: Eukaryota; Fungi; Ascomycota; Saccharomycetes; Saccharomycetales; Saccharomycetaceae. Gene Ontology annotation, molecular function: ATP-dependent chromatin remodeler activity; histone binding; ATP binding. The transcript has a single exon. Bases 1 to 4941 code for a protein of 1646 amino acids. Gene Ontology annotation, cellular component: nucleus.